Hydra vulgaris (swiftwater hydra) is the source of this 469-nucleotide messenger RNA. NCBI's taxonomy places the organism in Eukaryota, Metazoa, Cnidaria, Hydrozoa, Anthoathecata, Hydridae. The record is from RefSeq and is a predicted model, not a curated record.
UAGUUACCAUUUUUUGUGAAGAUGCUAAUCUAACUGAUGACAUGAUUGAUCUGACUGAUGAUGCGAGACAUACAAGUCAAAAUAAAGAUGAUGAUUUAAACAACGAUAUUCAGCUCAUAGCAAAGGAGUUAGCAGCUGAUUUUCAAAUUGGUGAUUGGGUUGCUAUUGAAUAUAAUAUGCAGUGGUAUCCUGCAAUAAUUCAAAGUGUCAAUCGUGACAAUGUUCAUGUUUCUUGUAUGGAAUAUUCUACUACACCUGGAAAAAACUGUUUCAAGUGGCCAACCAAGGAAAAUAUUCUCCAAUAUUUAUAUCUUGACGUUAUUUGUAGGAUUGAUGCACCAACACCAACUAAUCAAAGAGGGGACUAUUCUCUCUCAAUAGACGAUAUGUAUAACAUAGAAAUUCAGAUUGACAGAUAAACUUCUUUAAAACUUUAUUUGGUUUGCUUUCUUAAACAAGUUGUAUUUGA